AUGGCUGUCUCUCUUUGGUUUUGUCCAUCUCCAGGUACACAUACCUACGAUAUUUUGAUGACUUUGACACAGUCCAUUCAAUCGCUUUUCCCUAAUUCACCCACAUUCGAACCUCAUAUCACAUUGACUUCGAACUUGGCUUUGAAUAGCGAUCCCGACAAGUCUCUGGACGACGUCAAUAAGAUACUCACCUACUGCGUGGCUGCAAUGAACUCGAUUAAAAAACAGUACAUGGAAUCGCUGACACUAGAGAAUAACGGUUUAAGGUUAACUGACCAAUUGGUUAGUUUCAAAAACCUGUGCAUCGGGAAGAAAUACUUCAGUAAGAUAUUCUUACAAUGUAAAGAGAAUAGGUACUUGUAUUCCGUGGCAAGCAUCAUGAGAGAGAUGUUCGUGGAAGUGACGGACAACGAAAUGAGGGCAAAAAGUUGGUUGAAGGAGGAUUUUCUACCACACUUGUCAUUGCUGUAUUCGGACGUGCCACAUUUAAGUAAAGCAGAUGAAAGGGCAGUUGUGACAAGAAUAGAAGAUAUAGUGGACAUAAAGCUACGCAAAGAAUCGAUCAUCCCUACAAUAAUGGAAACUUGGAGUAAUAAAGAAAAAAAUAACAUACAAGUGAAGUAUUCCUUCAGUGAGACACCAUCCACAUUGGCAUGGGGAUUGCCAGGAACACUCAAAGUUGUUAGAUGUGUAGGACCCGUCGAUGAAUGGGAAGUUCUAGGAAAGAUAGAUGUUUAA
Molecule: messenger RNA, 738 nt
Organism: Tetrapisispora phaffii CBS 4417
Lineage: Eukaryota; Fungi; Ascomycota; Saccharomycetes; Saccharomycetales; Saccharomycetaceae
Gene: CPD1
Product: 2',3'-cyclic-nucleotide 3'-phosphodiesterase
Exons: 1
Coding region: 1-738 (245 amino acids)
Biological process (GO): cyclic nucleotide metabolic process
Molecular function (GO): 2',3'-cyclic-nucleotide 3'-phosphodiesterase activity
Source: RefSeq, a predicted model, not a curated record